AUGGACAGACUUCCGGAACUCGGACUGGAUCACGAGCGACCAUUUGUUGCGACAGAGGUCCUCGAAACCGUGAAUUUCCAAGGCCUGACGCCUCCACCUCAACCGGCCUACCCUCCGUCACUGGCUGAUUGGGAAGAUUAUAAGCCUAUAAUUCAACAGCUAUAUGUCCAAGAAGGGCGAAGUCUCUCCGAGGUCCAGAGGACUCUCUGUCAGAAAUACCAUUUCAAGGCCUCGUGCCGGUCCUACAAGAACAAGCUCCGAUCGUGGGGGAUCCGCAAAUAUUAUCGGGCGGGCACUCCCCAGUCGAAUCCGCUGGGCAUUCUGUUUGAUCCCGACACUGCUCUGAUUUCUACGUUCAGUAGCGACUUCUCCGCAAGAUCGAUCAAGACCGAGGAUGAUGGUCGCUCUAUCACAGACUCACGGUCGCGGACGGGCAGUCUGUCACUUGAGCGUUCCUCACUGCCGGUCGAAUUUGAUCAUGAAAGUCCGGGACAGCAACCAGGCAGGCAGCAGGAGCUGAUCAAGCGACUCCCCGAUGUUCCAAACCCCGUACCCAGCUUCUUUAUCAAAGACGAGAUCAACGACACAGUCGAGUCGAUCGUUAUGGCCACGGAUGCCUUUACAAGGUGUUUCGUAGACGUCCCGGCUUCGCUUAUUACCAUAGACACACCCAUCACGACAAUUAGACCAUUCCGGCGACGGAAAAACUACAUCUGGAACCGUUUUCAGCACGGUCUAAACCUGCUGGAGCAAGGGGAGGUCCAGAAGGCCUUUGCCGACUUUCAACAGGGUUGUGCUAUGGCCGAGGAGUAUCUGCUUUGCCCUUCUAAACACACUCUGGUGAGUCUGUUGCUGGUCAUGGGGAACCGCCGCUGGGAACACCAUCUGCAGGCAUGGCAGUCCGUCCUGCGGUUCAUCUCCGCCAUGUCCGCGAAAGCGCUGGGGAAUCGACACCCUUUGACACAUAUCGUGGGCAAGAUAGAGGAUUGGAACUUGAUGCGCGGCGUUGCGCAGCUUUCUCUGGCUGUCAUGUUGGACCUGAAGCUACAGGACCUAGGCCCGACGCACCCGGACGUCCUUCUUCUGCGGCAAAGCCAUUCGAUCGAGCUGAUGCGCCAGGGAGAGUUUGAGCGGAGUGAGUCCCUGAUCCAAGAAUCCUGCCGCGUGAGUCGCCACGUCUACGGGCCGUCCAGCCUGGCGACGCGCAAUUGUCUGCGCCGGCUGGGCAAUUUAUAUUUCGAGCAGCAGCGCUGGGAUGACGCCGAGAGCGUAUUUGAGAACAUCCUUGCGCUGGACUCCGAGUCGAAUUCCCACCGUGGCCCGGCCGACCAAAGCAGUAUCUUCACGUGCCAGAACCUGUCGCUUGUCAACUGCCGCAGGGGCGAUUUGGCCAAAAGCAACUACUGGGCUCAGCAGGAACUGGACCUGGCCCUCAAGAUCUACGGGUCCGACGACGAGUACUAUAACGACUGUGUGAGGAGGAUGGCUGCGCGGCUUGACGGCGAGCCCCCAGAGAAGUGGUUUUCGUGGCUCGAGCUCAGUUGA
This is a messenger RNA of Fonsecaea multimorphosa CBS 102226, 1545 nucleotides long. RefSeq lists its product as uncharacterized. Gene Ontology annotation, molecular function: protein binding. The record is from RefSeq and is a predicted model, not a curated record. Bases 1 to 1545 code for a protein of 514 amino acids. NCBI's taxonomy places the organism in Eukaryota, Fungi, Ascomycota, Eurotiomycetes, Chaetothyriales, Herpotrichiellaceae. The transcript has 2 exons.